This is a messenger RNA of Lodderomyces margitis, 687 nucleotides long. It is a transcript of the gene RSR1, whose product is annotated as Ras family GTPase. The record is from RefSeq and is a predicted model, not a curated record. Lineage: Eukaryota; Fungi; Ascomycota; Pichiomycetes; Serinales; Debaryomycetaceae. Gene Ontology annotation, molecular function: GTP binding; GDP binding; GTPase activity. Gene Ontology annotation, biological process: signal transduction. Bases 1 to 687 code for a protein of 228 amino acids. Gene Ontology annotation, cellular component: plasma membrane. The transcript is spliced from 2 exons.
AUGAGAGACUACAAAAUUGUUGUUUUAGGUGCCGGUGGUGUAGGGAAGUCCUCCAUAACUGUGCAGUUUGUGCAAGGCGUAUAUAUUGAAAGUUAUGAUCCCACUAUUGAAGACUCGUACCGAAAACAGAUAGAAGUGGAUGGUCGUGCGUGUGAUUUGGAGAUAUUAGAUACUGCUGGUGUGGCACAGUUCACGGCAAUGAGAGAAUUGUAUAUCAAGAGUGGGAAAGGCUUUUUGUUAGUGUACUCGGUUACCGAUGAGAACUCGUUGAAGGAGCUUUUGGCAUUACGCGAACAAGUUUUGAGAAUCAAGGAUAGUGAAAAUGUUCCCAUGGUGUUGGUGGGUAACAAAUGUGAUUUGGAAGAGGAUAGGGUUUUAAGUAUAGAGGAUGGGGUCAAGGUAAGUCAGGACUGGGGUUUGGUGCCAUUUUAUGAAACGAGUGCUAUGUACAAGACAAAUGUCGAUGAAGCAUUUAUUGAUGUUGUCAGACAGAUAAUGAGAAAAGAAGCGGCCAUUAGUGCCGAGAAGAAGCAACAAAAGGAGAAACAAAAGGCAGAACAACCUAUUGAAACGAAGCAACCUGUAGUCGAGCAACCAAAGAAGGCAGAGCCAGUGAAGGCGAGAGAAAAUCAGUCGAAUAAGGAAAAGAAGAGCAACUCAGGUAGUAAAUGCUGUACCAUAAUGUAG